CUCCAGCUCCCGGAAGACUGUGCCAAGCAAUUCAAAGAGGUCAAGAAUCAUGCUUCCGGUGAGGAAACAGAGUUACUAAUAGAAGAGCUAAAGCAGAGAGAGGAGGAAGCAACAGAAGCUCAGCAACAAGCCGAUGUAAAGUUGCUCGAGGCUAAAAAACUAGCUUCGCAGUAUCAAAAGGAGGCUGACAAAUGCAGUUCAGGUAUGGAUACAUGUGAAGAAGCUAGGGAGAAGUCAGCCGAGUCGCUGCUCGGUCAAAGGAAAUUAACUGCUUUGUGGGAGGAAAGAGCUCGGGAACUUGGAUGGAAACCAGGCAAUGUCAAACCACACCGGAAUCAGUAACGAACACUGGAGGAUGGUGAUGAAUACAGCAUGCCAACCAAUAGAGAUCUCAUUACAAAUACCCUCCCUCGGUGAUAGAGGCAAGGAAAAAGGGUUUCACUUCUGGUGACCUUGCCUCACUUCGUGCCACGACGAGUUCCCUUGUCCAUAGGUAAUUUAUAUUGGGUUUGUCAGCAACGUCCAUAGCUGUUUGUCAGCAUUGCGUUAAAAUGGCCAUAGAAUGACACUCAUCACCUGUAAGUCUUUAAAGGGUGACCAGUUUCUUGGUUGUUGUUUAUGAAUUAUGGUAGUGAAGAAGGAAUUGUUCUUAUUUCUACAGAGUUGUGGAUUGGAUAGUUGUUGAUGAGUUGUGACAUUCUGUUUUCCCCAAAUUCUCAUGAUAUUUUGACUGUUUGACA
Messenger RNA from Triticum urartu, 740 nucleotides. RefSeq lists its product as uncharacterized. NCBI's taxonomy places the organism in Eukaryota, Viridiplantae, Streptophyta, Magnoliopsida, Poales, Poaceae. The record is from RefSeq and is a predicted model, not a curated record.